Molecule: messenger RNA, 222 nt
Organism: Darwinula stevensoni
Lineage: Eukaryota; Metazoa; Arthropoda; Ostracoda; Podocopida; Darwinulidae
Source: the annotation of a GenBank genome assembly
AUGAAUGCAGUAGCAAAGCAGUCGCAUCCACUUGGAGGUCCAUCUCGAAACUGCGUUUGCUCGAGCGUCUCCACGUUGGCGCUACUUACAAUGCGACCCUCACGCCAGAAGAGGGAAGAGAGGGACGUUGAAGGACAGAAACAGAAUCGAUGCCUCGAACGAGGAGGAGACACCGAUCAAGAUCUAGAACUCCGUCAUCAGAGUCUUACAGAUCGUCUGUAA